UAGACAGCCGCGGUGAGAAGCGCACGCCAGCGCCGCCUGCCGGCCGCAUAGAAAACUAAAUAUGAAAUUCGAAAUUAAAGUGUACAUAACAUUGUGACAGCCUAGUGAUAGUGUGGUGUGAUUUUUUUCUUUUUAAGUGAUUUUUUUACUGUAUAAAAAUAUAUGAAUUUUUGAUGUGCGUUUGGCAGUGCCGCAUAGAGCCCACAGAACCUCCUAAACACAGAUAAAAAGACUUCACAUAUCAUCGUGCUUUUGCGUCCUGGAUUCUAGAAUUUGGUAAUCCGCAACCCGGCGCGGGUUGGCAGUAAAACGGCGGUCAACGCCACGAUAGAUACGAUUCCCUCACCGCGAGAUGCCGCCGCCGGGGAUAUUUAGCGAGCUAGAAGACGACUACAUAGAGGUGAUGUCGAGGAGAGGACAGAGUCGGUCACCAUAGCCCAUACUGACUGUUCUGUACACGAGACCAGAGGGGAGGAUUUGUCGCCAGAGAUAUAAUAUAUCGUUUCCACAAUGUGGAUCCAUCGGGUGCCAAGUAAUAAAAUGAAUCUCCUAAACAUGGACGCGGAGAACCGCGUGGUCCUCAACGUGGGAGGGAUUCGCCACGAGACGUACAAGGCGACGCUGAAGAAGAUUCCGGCGACGCGGCUGUCGCGCCUGACGGAGGCGCUCGCCAACUACGACCCCGUGCUCAACGAGUACUUCUUCGAUAGGCAUCCUGGAGUCUUCGCGCAGGUUUUGAACUAUUACAGAACCGGCAAGCUCCAUUACCCUACGGACGUGUGCGGACCGCUGUUCGAGGAGGAGCUGGAGUUCUGGGGUCUGGACGCCAACCAGGUGGAACCCUGCUGCUGGAUGACAUACACCCAGCAUCGAGACACCCAAGAAACUCUAGCCGUCCUCGACCGGCUGGACCUCGACACGGAGAAGCCGACUGAUGAGGAGGUAGCUCGCAAGUUCGGCUUCGAGGAAGACUACAUGAAGGGCACGGUGUCGUGGUGGCAGCACCUCAAGCCACAGAUGUGGUCGCUCUUUGAUGAGCCCUACAGUUCUAAUGCUGCGAAGAUCAUCGGCGUCAUAUCAGUGUUCUUCAUAUGCGUAUCAAUAAUAUCGUUCUGUCUAAAAACUCACCCGGACAUGAGAGUGCCAGUGAUUAGAAACUAUACAGUGACGACAGCCAACCAAUCGCAAGGUUGGGCGUUGGACAAAGUGCAAACAAACGCCCAUAUAGCCUUCUUCUAUAUAGAAUGUGUGUGCAACGCGUGGUUUACCUUAGAAAUCCUCGUUCGUUUCAUCUCGUCACCCAACAAGUGUGAAUUCGUCAAAUCUUCCGUCAAUAUCAUCGAUUAUAUCGCCACAAUGAGCUUCUACAUCGACCUCAUCCUGCAGAAGUACGCGUCUCACGUCGAGAACGCGGACAUUUUGGAGUUCUUCUCCAUCAUCAGGAUUAUGAGGCUGUUCAAACUCACGAGACACUCCUCGGGUCUCAAAAUUUUGAUUCAGACCUUCAGGGCGUCGGCGAAGGAGCUGACUCUUCUAGUGUUCUUCCUUGUACUGGGUAUUGUGAUAUUCGCGAGCCUGGUGUACUACGCGGAGAGGAUACAGACGAAUCCUCACAACGACUUCAACAGCAUACCUCUGGGGCUGUGGUGGGCGCUGGUCACGAUGACCACUGUUGGGUAUGGUGAUAUGGCGCCGAAGACCUAUGUUGGCAUGUUUGUCGGUGCGCUCUGCGCGUUGGCAGGCGUGCUAACGAUAGCUCUUCCGGUGCCCGUCAUAGUAUCCAACUUCGCCAUGUACUACUCGCACACACAAGCGAGAGCCAAACUACCCAAGAAGAGGCGAAGAGUCAUCAACGUUGAGCCUACUAGGCCACCCAUGCGUGCCCCAGUACCAGGUGCUCCUAACCCCCUAGCACCAGGCAUGGGUCCUCAGGUAGUGAACCGCAGAAUGAAUGCCAUCAAAACGAACCAUCCUAAAGACAUGAUAGGCCCUAAUAUGGUUGCAACUUUGAUGCCGGGAAUGGACCUAUCGGUCACGACUCGCCUCUCACCCAGCCCCCAAGGGAUGAGCCCUGCGCUCGCCAUUGCCAUACCAAUGAUGAAAUCCGUGAACAUAGUACCCGCACAAUGUUUCGACAAUAUGGCCUAUCAUAGCGAAAAAUCAGAAGAUCAGGAGAAUGAUGACAACAAAGAAAACAGUAAAUCGUGCAGCCGUCAGGAGUCUGUUGAGAGUGAUAACACCGUCAGAGUUAUGAACUUCAAGAAUGAUAUAUUCAGAGACAAAGGUAAUGAAGAGAGGACGGAUGCUCGUACGCCACUGUUGAGGGAUCAUAAGAUUGAGUCAUUGGAUGAAACGAAAUUAAGGGACAAUAAGACGGAGAAAAGGAAAUCGUCUGCUUCGACAUAACAUUAUUGAUAUAUAUUGACCAAUAGUGCUAAGAAUGUUUUUAAAAGUCGCUUGCUAUAAAGAAUAAAAGAUAAAGGAAAUUCAUUCUUUUAGUAAAGAAUGUCUAAGAGAAUGAACCAAGAAGGAAAGAUUUGUCAGUGUCAUCAUCCGGAAGCGAAAAACCAGAAAAGUUAAGGAUAGAAAAUGGCAAGCCCAAAAGAAUAAUGAUAUUACAAAAGUAUUCUAAUUGGAAGACUUAAAAUACGAUUAAAAUAGACAAACUAGUCGGUGUCAGUUUAUAAUAGUUGCAUAAAAGCCUUUUUUGAAAGCAGUUACGAUUCUAUAUAAAAUUGAUAUAAAUAAUCAUGAUAUAGUCUUUUAUUCGUAAGUGCAUUCAGGGCCGUGAUAGACGUAAGAUAGCUAAGUGUUUACAGCACUUAUUAACAUUUUAUAACACAUACGUAUUUAGAAUAGCUGCUAUCACAAUCUAGUAAAAAAUAAUUGUAAGCCAACGACCAGUAUAGACAGGCCCAUUUUAUCUUUCUCCUACAUAAGCAAAGUGUUGACCUCGAGCCUCUAGUUAUACUGGUCGCGUAGUCAUCGUUAAUGACCAGAAAAUUCGUAAUCAUAGUGAAGUAUGUUUACUGUCCAUUAGUGAGAGAGGUGGAGCUUGUUUAGGUCUAAUAAAUACAAAUAUUAAACUUGAUUUCCUCAACAAGCAAAGUUUCCGUUUUAUAUAAACAAGAACAUGAAACUACAGCACAAUCCCUUAUAUUGUUUACUCCAAUUUUGGGUGAUUAACUAUCUGUAUUACGUAAAACUAUUUUCGAAAUAAAUGUUCAUUCUAUAUUCAGUUCAGAAUCAAAUCGAGCUUCACCUCUUCCAAAUAAGCUAACAAUAAUUUUAUUGUAAAUACUAGUAGCGUUAAUAAUUUUGUAUCUUUAACAGUUAAUAAUAAUCACUAGACAACACAUAUCAUUGGCACUUUCUUUCAUUCUUGGUGUUAUAUACCUGUUUUACAUGUAUAUAGAUAAAUAUAAAUAGCAUAAAUUAUUAAUAAGCGUAGAUAGUGUUAAAGAAAUUAUUUAACUUAACAAAAAAUACAGUAACACAGCUGAUAAUUUCUUUGGCGUUUUGAAAAUACAAAUGAAUACUAAGCUCGACGCUCAAGAAAACUUGAGAGUGCUAUCAUAGAAAACAGCGUUUAUACAAAGUUAGCCCUUUCAUUGCGACUUGUUAAAGAUGAAUAACGGUGUAAUCAUAGCCACGAUGAAAUAAAAUGAAGACUUGCCAUUAUAUCUGACCUCGUUUCUUGGUCUGAAAAUACGUUGGUUGGAGCAAUUCCACCGAGGCCUAAUACAGGCUUUCUCACUUUUUGUUAUUGAGUCUAAAGAUAUGCGUAUUCACACGACUACU
This is a messenger RNA of Helicoverpa zea (corn earworm), 3801 nucleotides long. It is a transcript of the gene Shaw, whose product is annotated as potassium voltage-gated channel protein Shaw-like. The record is from RefSeq and is a predicted model, not a curated record. The transcript is spliced from 12 exons. Gene Ontology annotation, molecular function: delayed rectifier potassium channel activity; protein binding. NCBI's taxonomy places the organism in Eukaryota, Metazoa, Arthropoda, Insecta, Lepidoptera, Noctuidae. Gene Ontology annotation, biological process: protein homooligomerization; potassium ion transmembrane transport. Gene Ontology annotation, cellular component: dendrite membrane; voltage-gated potassium channel complex; neuronal cell body membrane. Bases 511 to 2406 code for a protein of 631 amino acids.